This is a messenger RNA of Erpetoichthys calabaricus (reedfish), 798 nucleotides long. Its product is annotated as embryonic polyadenylate-binding protein A-like. The record is from RefSeq and is a predicted model, not a curated record. Gene Ontology annotation, cellular component: nucleus; ribonucleoprotein complex; cytosol. NCBI's taxonomy places the organism in Eukaryota, Metazoa, Chordata, Cladistia, Polypteriformes, Polypteridae. The transcript has a single exon. Bases 1 to 798 code for a protein of 265 amino acids. Gene Ontology annotation, molecular function: poly(A) binding; mRNA 3'-UTR binding; poly(U) RNA binding.
AUGUCACUAUCCGGCCAGUCAUCUUCCCUCUCAGACGAUAAACCUGAAAUUGCCCCGGAUGGCUUAAAUUUUAAUACAAUCAGUGGUCAGCCAUUGCAGUCUGUUGGGCCACAGCAGGAUUACAGCAGUUGCAAAGCUGGACGAAUUUGCAUUGGAAACCUAGAAAAAUCGGUCACCACUGAUGACAUCCACAAUAUAUUUUCUGCAUUUGGGAAAAUCCUGUCAUGUCGGGUGUUUGCCGAUGAACAUGGGUCAAGGGGUUAUGGAUAUGUGCACUUUGAGAGCCGGGAGGCUGAAGAGAAAGCUGUCCAGAAGCUGAACGGCAUGCUGCUAAAUGGCCAGAAGGUCAUAAUUGGCCACUACUUGUCAAGCAGAGAGCGAGAUCCUAAUAACAAACCUUUAGAGCUGGACAGAAGUGAAAACAAGGAAAACACGGCCAAAAAUGCAGCUGUCAAACAGCCUGAGGCAGAGCCAGGAGCAGAGACCAUGAAUUUCAAUGUGAUCAAAGGAAAGCCCACGCAAAGUGUCUCGCCUCAGCAUGAAGUCCUGCUGAAUAACUGUAAGGCUGGAAAAAUCUGCAUUGGAAACCUGGAGAAGUCCAUCGACAGCAAAGAUAUUUACAACACCUUCUCUGCAUUUGGAAACAUCCUCUCCUGUCGGGUGUUUGCAGAUGAGAAUGGAUCCAGGGGUUUUGGUUAUGUUCAUUUUGAGGAUCAGGAAGCAGCCCAGAAGGCCGUCCAGAAGCUGAAUGGUAUGCUUUUCAAUGAUCAGAAAGUGGUUAUUGGACAUUACUUGUAA